AGCAAGCUGCACAUGGAGGGAUUCCGCAGCCUGAAGGAGGGCGAGGCUGUCGAGUUCACCUUCAAGAAAUCAUCCAAAGGCCUCGAGUCCAUCCGGGUGACGGGGCCCGGGGGCGUCUUCUGCAUCGGCAGCGAGAGGAGGCCCAAGGGGAAGAGCCUCCAGAAGCGCAGAUCCAAAGGAGACCGGUGCUACAACUGCGGCGGGCUGGACCACCACGCCAAGGAGUGCAAGCUGCCCCCGCAGCCCAAGAAGUGCCACUUCUGCCAGAGCAUCAGCCACAUGGUGGCCAACUGCCCCGCCAAAGCACAGCAGUCGCCCAGCUCGCAGGGCAAGCCCGCCUACUUCCGAGAGGAGGAGGACAUGCACAGCCCGGCGCUGCUCCCCGAGAGCCGCGAAUGA
Messenger RNA from Zonotrichia albicollis (white-throated sparrow), 399 nucleotides. NCBI's taxonomy places the organism in Eukaryota, Metazoa, Chordata, Aves, Passeriformes, Passerellidae. The record is from RefSeq and is a predicted model, not a curated record.